AUGGACGAGCUCGUGGAAGAGUUCCUUCUCCGCCUGCCACCGGAGGACCCCGCGCUCCUCGCUCGCGCCGCCCUCGUCAGCAGGCAGUGGUACCGCGUCGUCACCGGCCCCUCCUUCCGCCGUAGAUUCCGUGAGUUGUACCGCUCGACACCAUUGCUGGGCUACAUCCUCAGUCGCGCCGACUCCAUCCGCUUCGUCCCUCUGUCAUCAUUUCGCCCGCCCCAUACCCACCGCCGCGGUGUGCGAGCGGUCAGCUCAAGCCAUGGCCGCGUCCUUCUCCAUCGUUUGUCCGGGGAGGAUCUGCUUGCCAUCGCGGACGAGCAGCAGGACCUGCCCGUGCCCGUGAAGCAUCUGGAUGUCCUCCUCUCCGUGUGGCAUCCCAUCACGGACGAGCAGCAGGACCUGCCCGUGGUGCCAGUGCGGCCGACCCGAUACCAGAACACGGCCAACUGGGACGCGGCCGUCAUCUGCGCCGGAGGCGACGGCUGCGACCAUCUCCACUGCCAUUUCAAGGUAGUCUUCGUGGGAAAUCGUGAAGACAGGGAUUUCUCUUGUUUCUACUCAUCCGAGGCGGGUAGCUGGAGUGAUCCCGUCUUUGCUGCUGCGGAGUCCGAGAAUUUCUUUCUCCCAGGGAAAUGUAUCCCCAUUGGCACUGCCUUCUACACCACGUGUAUAUGUACCAAUGAAAUCGUCAAGUAUGACUUGCGGACACAUCAAAUGUGUAAUAUUUCCAUAACAAUAGGACCUGGUGUCCCACCCGACAUCAUGGAACAUAGCUCUAGGCUUAUUGCUGCAGAGGAUGGUAGGCUAGGAUUUGCCAGGGCAAGCAAUUCAACACUUGGCCUGUGGCUAAGGGAGAAUGGGAGAUUGGAAGAAAGCAGAGCCAUUGACCUUCACAUGCUACUCCCAGCUGAUGCCCUGCCUGAUCCGGUACUAGAACCAUCUGAAGCCAUCCUAGCCAAACCUUUGGUGAUCGCCUUUGCAGAUACUGGAGCUGGUGUCAUUUUCUUAUGGACACGUGCUGGGUAUUUCACCAUCGAUCUGAAGUCUGGGAGUUGCAAAAAGGUAGGGGAGGUCUCUUCAGGUCGCGUUGUUCCCUACGUGAGCUUCUGCACUCCAGCACCAGGAGCUGGUGUUGCCAUUUCUUCAGAUGAGAUGCCAGUAGCUGAUAUUGCGGUCUCUAGAGACGAGGGACCAGGAGCUGGUGUUGUGGUCUCUAGAGAUGAGGGACCAGGAGCUGGUGUUGCGGUCUCUGCAGAUGAGAGGCCAGGAGCUGCUGGCAUGUGUCAAGUGCCUAAGGAGCUCAAAUUACAAGUGCAAGGGCCUCUAAAUCAAGAGGGAAAUGAAUAG
Molecule: messenger RNA, 1350 nt
Organism: Miscanthus lutarioriparius
Lineage: Eukaryota; Viridiplantae; Streptophyta; Magnoliopsida; Poales; Poaceae
Source: the annotation of a GenBank genome assembly